AUGUACCGGAGGAUGGACCAGACAAAGAGGCCGUGGUUAAAUAUGCAAAUAAAUGAGCAACACCUCCUCGAAUCCACCGGCUCAUCUUACGCUUCCAUUGUGAGUAAUCUGAAGGCGACACCUUCCAAGAACAACGGUAUCAUGGACAUCUUGAAGAGCUCGCUUGAGAAGAAUGACGAGAUUGAGAAAGAGGUCGAGGGGCAGAUUGCCGAGCUUGAAGAUGAGAUUAGUGACCUUCAGGGUCAAAAGAAGCGGAAGGCUCCUGUUCGUCAGCGUUCAGCAUCUUGGGAUCCGGCGCAGUUGGAGCGUGAUAUAGGUCUUGGCUCUUCGGUACAGCCUGAGGGUAUGGAUGAUGGAUGGUCUUGGAGUUGGUUCUUAAUAGCGUACACGAAAAUGAGAGACAAUUUUAUCAAAGAAAGCAUUGUCACGGUCAAAAGCAGCGGGUCGUUUAUGAACGGGAAUGAAUCACCCCAUGCAAAUUCGUCACCUCAGAAGAACCAAUCUGCAUCUGACCCAGCAGCGGUCUCCUCGAAGGCUGUUGAAUCAUGA
Stereum hirsutum FP-91666 SS1 is the source of this 549-nucleotide messenger RNA. RefSeq lists its product as uncharacterized. The coding region runs from base 1 to 549 and encodes 182 amino acids. The transcript has 6 exons. The record is from RefSeq and is a predicted model, not a curated record. Lineage: Eukaryota; Fungi; Basidiomycota; Agaricomycetes; Russulales; Stereaceae.